This is a messenger RNA of Cooperia oncophora, 228 nucleotides long. The record is from the annotation of a GenBank genome assembly. Lineage: Eukaryota; Metazoa; Nematoda; Chromadorea; Rhabditida; Trichostrongylidae.
AUGGUUUUAGGUAUACGUGCAGAACUUGAUUCUGAAACAUGCAAUGAGGUCUGGAAUAUCAUGAGUCGGGAAGACGGAUUCGUAUUCAUAGCCGGAAGCGCAGGAGAUAUGCCCAAGGAUGUCGGAACUGCGCUUGAAACAAUCGCAUCACGUCAUGGAUGGGCAGAAGGCACAUUUUUGAAGAAGCUGGAGAGCUUAGGGCGGAUCCAAUAUGAGACAUGGUCGUAG